AUGCAGAAGCUGCUGCACAAGGAUGAUGGAAAGUCAGUGCCGCCAGAAUUUCACAGGCAUCUGGAAAUCGAGUACAAGGCAGCCAAGGGCUCCUUCUCAGCGUAUGCAUAUGAGGUGCUGCCGCUAAUGCACACCCUGCUCAGCAAAAACCACUUGGAGGCAGAGCAGUUCAGAAACGACUCCCUGGCCUUCCUCAGCGGCUACCGUGGGCACAGCGGCCCCCUGAUGCAAGAGUUUGCCAGCAAGUCUAGGCGGGGGCUGAAGGGGGCGGACGCGGCUGGCGACACUGACCACGCACACAGCCUUGUCAAGGUGCCACUGGUGGUUGCCAGAUACGCGGGUGACGAUGAGCUGGCUGACAGGCUGGCGGCCGUCAUAGCGGUGCAUCAGGCCAACGAGGAGGCCACGGCUGCAGCCCUUGUGUUCUCGGCCAUCCUGGAGCGCAUGGCCCUCCAUGGUGCCACCAUGCAGGAAGCAGCAGAGUGGGCAGCAGGAGAGGGCAGCUCGCUGGAGAGGGGGAGAGGGUGGGUGAGGGAGGUGCUUGAGCAGCAGCAGAUGGGCGCGGUUGAGGGGGUGCAGCACUUUGGGAGUGGCCCCAAGGCAGUCAGUGUGCUGCAGAGCAGCCUCCACCUGGCCCUCUCAGCAGGCAGCUAUGUGGACGGCGUGCGCAACAACAUCAUGGCCGGCGGCGACACAACAAGCAGGGCGCAUGUCGUGGGAGCGCUGCUGGCUGCUCAGCAUGGGGACUCCAGCCUGCCAAAGAAGUGGAGGAAGAAGGCCACCAAGUUCAUGGACGUGAAGCAGAUGGUGCAUGUGAUCAUUGUGCAGCGCACACAGUUUGUGCCUUUCUUCAUCAACCGUGACCCCAGGCAGAACCCUGAUGCACCCAGAAAUGCAACUCUUGUUUGA
Molecule: messenger RNA, 909 nt
Organism: Coccomyxa subellipsoidea C-169
Lineage: Eukaryota; Viridiplantae; Chlorophyta; Trebouxiophyceae; Coccomyxaceae
Product: ADP-ribosylglycohydrolase
Exons: 5
Coding region: 1-909 (302 amino acids)
Source: RefSeq, a predicted model, not a curated record